Lottia gigantea (owl limpet) is the source of this 2022-nucleotide messenger RNA. RefSeq lists its product as hypothetical. Bases 1 to 606 code for a protein of 201 amino acids. Gene Ontology annotation, biological process: mitotic spindle assembly checkpoint signaling. Gene Ontology annotation, cellular component: cytoplasm; nucleoplasm; kinetochore. Lineage: Eukaryota; Metazoa; Mollusca; Gastropoda; Lottiidae. The transcript is spliced from 5 exons. The record is from RefSeq and is a predicted model, not a curated record.
AUGGCGGGUUUGAAAACACAGAAUGCCAUUACAUUGAAAGGAUCUACAGAAAUUGUCACGGAGUUUUUUAAUUAUGGUAUUAAUAGUAUUUUAUAUCAACGUGGUAUUUACCCACCAGAAUCUUUCACAAGGGCUCAAAAAUAUGGGUUAACGUUAUUAGUUUCAACUGAUGAUCAACUAAAGGAAUAUUUAGAUAACAUUACAUCUCAAAUAAAAGAAUGGUUAACAAAUAUGAGCCUACAGAAGUUGGUAGUGGUUGUUAAAAGUAUACAUACUAAUGAAGUAUUAGAACGAUGGCAGUUUGAUAUAGAUUGUGAUAAGACAGUCACAUCAGAAACUAAAAGAAUGAAAGAUGAAAAAGAAAUAAAAGAUGGUAUUAAAUCAGUUAUAAGACAAAUUACAGCUUCUAUAACAUUUCUACCCUUAUUAGAAACAGCAUGUGCCUUUGAUAUAUUGGUCUAUACAGAUAAAGAUUUAGAUGUACCAGAAAGUUGGGGAGAGUCAGGUCCUCAUUUUGUUGUAAAUUCAGAAGAAGUCAGAUUAAGGUCAUUUACAACUACAAUACAUAAAGUGGAUGCUAUGGUGGCAUAUAAAAAGUGUGACUGAUGAAAGGAUUGGUUCGCUAAUCAAUUGAUAUAGUGCUAUUAACAUACACAUGUACAUGUUAUGUUAGAAAUUCCCGUGAUGCAUCAUGUACUGCUCAAAGACAGUCCAUAAGCUCAAAGUCAUCUCAUACCAAUUUAUUGUGGACCUUAGAAAGAAGAUCUGCAUGUGCUCUUGAAGUACUUUAUACUGUCUCUUGUUUAUAUUUCUUUGUGUUUGAGAUCAUUUCAAAUCUUUAUCUAUGUGAUGUGCUUUGAUCAACAGGAGUAACAGCACAGAAUUGUAACAAAUUAUUUUGUAUUAUGAUAAACACUACAAUCAUGUGAGCAACUUUUGUGGGAAAGGAAAAGAAAUAUAAAUUCUACACAAUUUGACAUCCAUUCAAUGUCUCAUUUGGUAACCCAAAAUAUGUCAAAUAAGACCAUAUUAAAUGUUAGUAGACCCUUAUUCUUGUCACUUGACAUAAGCAACUUCAUUGGGCUACAUAUGUCAUUCAUGUUGACCACUACAUUGAUCAUAGUACAUAUGAAUCAGAGCAUAACUUCUGAAUUAAACACUUUCAUACAAUAUUUUGUUCAAUGAAUCUGUGGUUCAUCAUUUUACUAUAUCCUCUUGUGAAAAUAAUUGUUAUCAGAGACCUUCAUCCUUAGUAAAAUGUAUUAAGAUGAGUUUGCUUGCUACAUAAUUUUCAAAUGAAAAAAACAAAGAUUUGAAAUUACAAAUUUUAUUGACAUUUUAUGUGUUAAUAAAUAAUGAUAAUAUACACAAAUCAUGGUACAAAUAUGAAAGAAAAAUAAAUAUAUGUGUGAUGUAUCAGAAAGAAAAAUGUCUUGUAAAUGAGCAAAACUCUAUGAAAUGUAAAUUAGCAUGGUACCGUUAUUCAAGUACAUCAUUCAAAAUCAGCAUUUAAAUACAUGUUUGUUACAUCAUAAUUAAAUUGUAAAUAUUUCAUGAAAAGAUGUAAAAAAUUUUACAAUGUACAAAGAUUUACAAAGAAUAUAUUAAACGUAUCACAAUGCUGCCUCAUAAGUUUAUAUAAGUUCCAAUUCCCUUCACCUAUUCUAAUAUCCUGGUGCCUAUAACCUGCACCUAAUGUUGGACUACUUGUCGUUUGUGAGUCACAUACCAACUCUUAAUUCCUUGGACUAUCCAUGCGAGUCGUUCAAUAUCAUCACAAAAUCCUUCAUCUUCAAUAUCUCGCCCCAUCGGACAACGGUGGUAUUGUUUCUUAUAUUCCAAUAAACAGAAGCAACUUUGGCACUCAUAGCACAAUAAACGUCUCUUAUUUUGAACAGCUACUGGUAUGUCAUAAAAUCCAUCGUCACCCUUUAUUUCAUUUACUGGUGCUUGCAUCUUGAAGUUUUUCUUGUACUAUAUAGAUGACAUUUACAAAAGCUCUUUGCGACGGUUUACUCUGUU